This is a messenger RNA of Candidula unifasciata, 1432 nucleotides long. The record is from the annotation of a GenBank genome assembly. Lineage: Eukaryota; Metazoa; Mollusca; Gastropoda; Stylommatophora; Geomitridae.
CAUGAUUCCGUUCUCUAAACGCCGAGAAUCCUUUGUGAGAGGACAUUCGAUGACAAUUGAAGCACCAAUAACAAAGGUGAUCAACAUCAUUAAUGCAGCUCAGGAGAAUUCGCCACUGACAGUGGCCCAGGCCCUGGACAAGGUUCUGGAAAUACUACAGACAAGUGAGCUUUAUUCUCCCUUCCAACAUCAGGAGAUUCGAACUGAUGAUGACCCCAUGGCCACCGACUUCGUGGAGGGGCUUAUGUUUCACAAUGUUAAGAGGAGAAAUUCAGGUCAUGACUUGCACAAGGAUUCACAGAAGGGUACUCACCACAGCCAUGGACAUCAGCACAUUCCAUCCAGUCCAGCGUGCUCACUCUCUCAGAUCGAUGAACCCAUCAUGAACAUUCUCAACUUAGACUCCAGCUGGGACUUCGACAUUAUCGCUCUGGAAUCACUUACCAACAAAAGACCUUUAGUCCAUCUUGGACUGAAAUUAUUUGCUCGUUUUGGAGCUAGUGAAUUCCUGAAUGUGAAUGAAACUUGCUUGGUCAACUGGCUACAGAUGAUUGAGAGUAACUACCAUGCACAAAACAACUACCAUAACUCCACUCAUGCGGCUGACGUCAUGCAUGCAACUGCAUAUUUCCUUGACAGGGACAGGUCAAAGGAGAUUUUUGAUCAGCAAGACCAGGUGGCUAGUCUCAUAGCUGCGGCAGUUCACGAUGUUGACCACCCUGCAAGGACAAAUGCUUUUCUGAUCAAUGAGAAGCAUAAGUUGGCCAUUCUUUACAACGAUCAGGCUGUGUUGGAGAACCACCAUGCUAGUAUGUGCUUCAGGCUGACUCAUGAGGACCAGAGUGUGGAUAUAUUCAAAAACUUGAGCACUGAGGAUUAUAAAGCAGUGCGUCAGUCAAUAAUAGACCAGGUUUUGGCUACAGACAUGAAGCAACACUUUGAACAUUUGUCAAAAUUUACCACUUCAGUGACCAAGCACUUACAGAAGCUGGAAGGGGACAAUACAGACGGAGAGCCUCAUGAACUUGACAUGACUGCAACAAUGGCUGAUUUGUGUUUGCAUGAGAACAAGGUCCUCAUUAAAAGAAUGAUGAUCAAAUGUGCAGAUGUUAGUAAUCCUCUUCGUCCUUUAAGUCUGUGCAAGGAAUGGGCAUACAGAAUAGCAGAGGAAUACUGCCAGCAGACAGACGAAGAGAAGAGCAGAGGACUGCCAGUUGUUAUGGCACAGUUCGAUAGAAAAACACUGAACAUCCCUAAAUGCCAGUUGGCAUUCAUUAACUUGUUCAUUACCAGUAUGUUUGAUGCUUGGGAUGUGUACUGUCAUAUUCCUGAACUAAUGAAGCAUCUACAACUAAAUUACAACUACUGGAAAGCACAGGAAGAGCUGAAAGACAAGGAAAAAGUUCCUGUACAAGGAGUGGACAAUAGUUAG